Molecule: messenger RNA, 3097 nt
Organism: Gymnodraco acuticeps
Lineage: Eukaryota; Metazoa; Chordata; Actinopteri; Perciformes; Bathydraconidae
Product: solute carrier organic anion transporter family member 3A1-like
Biological process (GO): sodium-independent organic anion transport; transmembrane transport; prostaglandin transport
Cellular component (GO): membrane
Molecular function (GO): protein binding
Source: RefSeq, a predicted model, not a curated record
CUGGGAAUAUAUGCAACACACCGGAUGUGGUGAAGCGGCGUCCUGUAGUUCUACGUCGUGUAUUAAGCCGUCAUACAUACACAUGCGUAGUCAACGUAUUUUAAUAUGAUGUGGUCGAUAAGCACUGGCUGGACAGAGCAGAGAGGUCGCUGACGGACUGCGCGUAAUGCUGAGUGGAGAGCAGUAUUUCUCGCUGUGUAUUCCAGCCUAGACGGGCUAUUGACAAGAGAUUCGCACUCGUUCUGCAGUGCAGCUCGUCAUUAUUACCAGAUGCUCUCCGCCGGACCGGACCCGUUCAGUUUCAUGCCGACCGGAGCCUGAGCCCGAAGGAUGCAGGUUAAAAACCAGAUAUGCACCGAGCGGAGCAGCACCGACGACCCGGAGCAGGAUGACAACCAGGAGAAGAAAACCUCGUGUUUUUCCAACAUCAAGAUUUUCCUGGUGUCGGAAUGCGCUCUCAUGUUGGCACAGGGCACCGUGGGCGCUUAUCUGGUAAGUGUUCUGACCACUCUGGAGAGACGCUUCAACCUCCAGAGCGCCGAUGUGGGCGUCAUUGCCAGCAGCUUCGAAAUCGGCAACCUGGCCCUCAUCCUGUUUGUCAGCUACUUUGGAGCCAAGGCCCACAGACCCCGCCUCAUUGGUUGCGGCGGGAUUGUCAUGGCGUUGGGGGCGUUGCUGUCGGCCCUGCCGGAGUUCCUGACGCAUCAGUAUGAGUACGAGGCCGGCGACUCGUGGCACGCCGAGGACGGCAGGGACGUCUGCUCCAACAACUCCAGGUCAGAAAACCGAGACUCUGGGUUUAAGUGUGGCAACAGAGCCAACACCAACAUGAUGUACCUUCUGCUGAUCGGAGCCCAGGUUCUGCUGGGCAUCGGAGCCACACCCGUCCAGCCUUUGGGAGUGUCCUACAUCGACGACCAUGUCCACAGGAAGGACUCCUCGCUGUAUAUAGGUAUUUUAUUUUCCACAUUAGUGUUCGGCCCGGCCUGUGGCUUCAUCUUAGGUUCUGUCUGUACCAAAGUCUACGUCGAUGCUGUCUUCAUCGAUACCAGUAAGCUGGAUAUCACCCCGGACGACCCUCGCUGGAUCGGGGCGUGGUGGGGUGGCUUCCUGCUCUGCAGUGCCUUACUCUUCCUGUCGGCCCUCUUCAUGUUCGGCUUCCCCCAGUCGCUGGGCGAGCCGGACAUGGACAGCGGGGGGGAGAGUGAGCAGGCCAUGCUGCCUCCCUCCCUCAGCGAGUAUCAGGGCUCCAAACCCAACGGGGCCAUCCACGGCUUCGACAUUAACAGCGGCCUCACAGUGUGUGAGCAUCUGAGACUGAUCCCGCGGGUGACCCGGCACCUUCUGUCCAACCCAGUGUUCAGCUGCAUCACGCUGGCAGCCUGCAUGGAGAUCGCCGUGGUCGCUGGCUUUGCUGCCUUCCUGGGAAAAUACCUGGAGCAGCAGUUCAACCUCACCACCUCCUCGGCCAAUCAGCUGCUAGGUAUGACAGCCAUCCCCUGUGCCUGUCUGGGGAUCUUCCUCGGGGGGCUGCUGGUGAAGAAGCUGAACCUGUCGGCCCUGGGCGCUGUCCGCAUGGCCAUGAUGGUCAACCUGGUGUCCACCGCCUGCUACGUUUCUUUCCUGUUCUUGGGCUGUGACACCGGACCUGUCGCUGGGGUUACUGUAGCCUACGGCAACGAGACGCUGCGGUCCUGGCAGCGACCUGAGUCAGCGUGCAUCAACAACUGUAACUGCUACACCGCGUCAGUGAGCCCCGUCUGUGGCUCCAACGGAGUCACCUACCUCUCCGCCUGCUUCGCCGGCUGCACCAAACCAAACCUGACCAGCUGCACGUGUAUAUCCAGCUCCAGUGAGGAGGCGGUGGCUCUGCCGGGGAAGUGUCCCAGUCCGGGCUGUCAGCAGGCCUUCCUCACCUUCCUGUGUGUGAUCUGUGUGUGCAGCAUGAUCGGAGCCAUGGCCCAGACCCCCUCUGUCAUCAUCCUCAUCAGAACUGUAAAUCCAGAGCUGAAGUCUUACGCCCUUGGAGUUCUGUUCCUACUCCUGAGACUGAUAGGCUUCAUCCCCCCCCCUCUGAUCUUCGGCAUGGGCAUCGACUCCACCUGUCUGUUCUGGAGCUCUGUCUGCGGGGAGAAGGGAGCCUGCAUGCUGUACGACAACGUGGCCUACAGGCACCUGUAUGUCAGCAUCGCCAUCGCCCUCAAGUCCUCUGCCUUCAUCCUGUACGCCACCACGUGGCAGUGUUUGAGAAAGAACUACAGGAAAUACAUCAAGAACAGCGAGGGCUACCUCACGCCCACCGAACUCUUCGCCUCCAAUGUGACUCUGGACAAUUUGGGCAAGCAGAUCACCCAGAACCCAGCCAACAGGACAAAGUUAAUUUACAACCUGGAGGACCAAGAUAUGAGUGACAACAUGGAGUCAGUUUUAUAGUGGAGGUCUGCACCGGGACUGGAGCUGAGGUGGUUAAUGUGAAACUGAUCUGUUGUUUCUUUGGUGUCGUAUCAGUGUAGAAGAAUGUUCUCAGUAAGGGUCUUCUCACCUAAAACAUCAGACAUAUUGAAAAAAAUUAAGGGGUGUUCCCAAAAUGCUCUAUAUCCUCAUUGCACUUUUUUGCUAAAAUACAGAUAUCUGGUCCUUUUUUGUCAUAAACUGACUCUUAAUUUGGCAGUAGAAUACAGAUUGACUUUGGGAAAGGAAUGACUCAGCAGUUAAUUCAUCACACCACUAAUCAGCCAGCACGCCCCUCAGACAUCUUCUUUAGUUCAACCUCAUUAACAGCUCAGUUAAAAUUGCAGUCAUUAGGUUCAGAUUUAUAAGGAGAUAAGAGCUUUUUGAGAAGCAGCAAUCUGAUAUGUGUUAUUUUCAUAAGCUUUAUUAGACAGUUUAUUUUCCUUUAAGAAGGAAGUACCUCUCAGGUCUGAUGACAGAUAGAAAUGAUUGUAGUUUAGCUUCGGCGUUUAUCAUUAGCUGAUCAUAUUUCAGCUCGUGUUUGCAGCACUUUUUCAGACAUACAGAUCUCACUCAGCUGUUUAACUUCACAAAUAAUGAAAGAGAGAUAUGCAUUGAUUACAGAGGCCAAUGCACAACACAUUAA